AUGGAUACUUUACAGAAGGCCGUUAUUCACCCUCUUCAGCCCAUCCUCCGUCCCAUUUCGUCGGCCCUCCCGCAGCCUGUCCACGAUGCUAUCAUCUCCCUAGUCGGAUCUUCAUGCCACAGUGCCCUCCUCCUCGACCUUGAUGUGACCAAGGAUCCUUCGUGCACCUCCCUUGCUAUUUCCAAGGCGUUGGGAAUUGCGAUUGUGGGCGCUAGUGCCAUCGUCAAAGUUCCCCAAAUUCUGAAGCUCAUCCGUUCGCGAUCAUCUGUCGGCGUGUCCUUCGUCUCAUAUGCCCUUGAAACGGCCAGUCUAUUGAUCACUCUCUCUUAUGGAGUGCGCAACCAGUUCCCUUUCAGCACAUACGGCGAGUCGGCUUUGAUUGCGGUGCAGGAUGUUGUUGUCGGUGUUUUGGUUCUGAGCUUUGCGGAUCGUCCUACGGCAGCAGCAGCUUUCAUCGCGGUGGUUGCUGCCAGUGUGUACGCCCUGCUCUUCGACCAGACCCUGGUGGAUGCGCAGACGAUGUCGUACUUGCAGGCUGGCGCUGGUGCUUUGAGCAUUGCAAGCAAGGCCCCCCAAAUCUAUACCAUCUGGAGCGAGGGAGGAACCGGACAGCUGAGUGCCUUUGCGGUCUUCAACUACCUUGUCGGCUCCCUUUCUCGGAUCUUCACCACGCUGCAGGAAGUUGAUGACAAGCUUAUUCUGUACGGAUUCAUUGCUGGAUUCGUCCUCAACGUUGUUUUGGCGGCGCAGAUGCUCUACUACUGGAAGAGCCCUGCGCAACCCGAGAAGCAGGCCCCUCGGGUGUCCAGGCCAGUGGAAAAGAUCCCAGCCGUGGAGAGCUCCGGAAUUUCGCCCAGGCCCUCUGCAAAGUCGCCCACCACACGCAGACGGGGUUAG
Molecule: messenger RNA, 897 nt
Organism: Aspergillus clavatus NRRL 1
Lineage: Eukaryota; Fungi; Ascomycota; Eurotiomycetes; Eurotiales; Aspergillaceae
Product: putative monosaccharide-P-dolichol utilization protein
Exons: 2
Coding region: 1-897 (298 amino acids)
Source: RefSeq, a predicted model, not a curated record